CUUUUGCUCCGUGCGGACGAAAGCAUGGAGGAAGGCGAAAGCAAGUACGCUCUGCCCGGCGUUGGUCGCUGGCUGUUUGGAUUAGGCUGCACCCCGUGAACCCUAGUUACGAGGAGAUUUUGCACUUGUGACUGAUCUCGAUAGAGGAGCAAUUUACGUGGGUACCAUGGGUCAGGCCUUGGAUGACUUGGUUCCUCUCCCUUUCAACGGGGUCGUACGUCCUGUUUCCGUUGACUACGACCCACGGGAACAAAUGGUGUACUGGACCGACAUAUCCAGUCAGCCUUCGCCUAAGAUCUCCAGAGCAAAUAUCGACGGGAGCAACCAAACAACAAUUGUGGACGGUUUGGAAGUCCCGGACGGAUUGGCCCUUGAUGUUGUGGCAAGGAUGGUGUAUUGGACAGACGAUGGCCUGAGACACAUGGGGCGAACGUCUAUGGACGGCAAUGGAAGCAAAGAAAUCAUCCUGGAAAGUCUGGACCAUCCAAGAGCUAUUAUAGUUGACCACGACAAUGGACACAUCUAUUGGACGGACUGGGGAUCAACAGGAAAGAUCGAGAGAGCAGACUUAAACGGCAAUAACAGGAUAGAAAUAAUAAACAAUGAUCUUCGCUGGCCUAAUGGUAUCGCCAAGGACGGAAACUACUUGUACUGGUGUGAUGCUUAUCUCGACAAAAUCGAGCGCAGUGACCUGUCGGGAAACAAUCGGACACUUGUCGUCGACCUCUCCCGUUCCGGGCUGAUUCAUCCGUUUGAUGUCGCCGUAUACAAUAACUCGGUGUACUGGACCGACUGGCAUGAUCAUUCAGUUGGUCAUCUCCUUCCAAAUGGAACAGUAGGAUCCAUCGGCCCAUCGGUCCUCGCACAGGCCUGGGGUCUUCAUAUCGAGAAAGCGAAUAACUCCUGCGACAGUUCCCCUUGUAGCUCAAACGCCACCUGUGUAGAUGUCAUCAACGGGUUUUCUUGUCUGUGCCCAAUGGGAUACGACGGACCAACCUGUGAACUUGCCGCUCUUCGUCUGGUCGGUAACACAACUCGCAGUGAGGGACGUCUGGAAAUCUUUCUCAACGGUGAAUGGGGAACGGUGUGCGAUAACUCCUGGGAACAAGAGGAUGCCGAUGUGGCUUGCCGGCAGCUUGGCUUCCCGGCAGGGGCCAAUGCAGCUACAAGUGGCGCGAUGUACGGUGGGGGUUCUGGACCAAUUCAUGUGGACAAUGUGACGUGCACAGGUCAAGAAGACUAUUUGGAGCAUUGCCAGCAUGUUGGGAAUGGAGUUCAUAAUUGUACCCAUGAUGAGGAUGCAGGUGUUUGGUGUUCACCCUCAGUUCGUUUGGUCAACGGGUCAAGUCCCAACGAAGGUCGUGUGGAGGUGUUAUGGAAGGGUGUGUGGGGGACUGUCUGUGAUGACGGUUGGGACGUGGAUGAUGCUACUGUGGUCUGCCGACAGCUGGGCUUUGUUGGAGCUCGUGUGGAGGCCUUCCCAGCUGCUGCGUUCGGUCAGGGCUACGGGCUGCCGAUAUUGCUAGAUGAUCUCAGAUGCGUCGGUGACGAGGACUCGGUGUUUGAAUGUGGGCACAGAGGGAUAGGGAGUCAUUACUGUGUACAUCAAGAAGAUGCAGGGGUCCGUUGUGCCGAGCUCCGUCUUGUCGGCGGCAGAACCCAUAACGAAGGUCGGCUUGAGGUCCUCGUUGCGGGUGUGUGGGGCACAGUGUGUGACGAAUCUUGGGGAGUGGUAGACGCUGGAGUUGCAUGCCACCAGCUUGGCUUCCCCGGUGUGAUCAAUGCUACCCGAGGCGGAGCUUUUGGAACUGGACACGGGCCAAUUCACUUUGGUAACGUAACGUGCUCUGGCCAGGACACCAAGCUACAAGAUUGUCAACUCAGCACCGGCGAGGCACUUCAUUGCACUCAUAGUCAGGAUGCAGGCAUGGUGUGUAGCCCUUCAGUGCGCUUGGUGGGUGGUUUGAGCUCAACUGAAGGUCGCGUUGAGGUGUUUUUCCGCGGUGCCUGGGGAACCGUCUGCGGCUACUCCUGGGGAUUGAUCGAUGCUUCUGUCGUCUGCAAGGGACUUGGUUUCUCCAGAGCAGUGGAAACGCCAACCUUCGGAAGGAACUAUGCAUUGGACAUAUUGCUGGAUAAUCUUGAUUGUGACGGUGACGAGUGGACGUUGUUUGACUGUCGGCACAAUGGGCCUGGGAUUCACCGUUGUACUUAUUAUCAGGAUGCAGGUGUCCGAUGUGAUGCUUGUAGCAAUGACGUCUGUGUAAAUGGCGGCACUUGCAACACUGUUGCGAAUGGUAUCUCAUGCCAUUGCCCAUCAGGUUAUAGCGGACCCUCUUGUGAAUUUGCUGGACUUCGUCUUGUUGGCGGUAAUGUCAGCAGCGAGGGGCGGCUUGAGGUACUACUGAACGGUGAAUGGGGUACGGUGUGUGCCGACUCCUGGGGACUGGAGGACGCCCAGGUGGCUUGCAGGCAGCUCGGCUUCCCUGGUGGUAUGGAGGCUACUCCAGGUGGAUCUUAUGGGAGAGGAACAGGGCCGAUUCAUCUAAGCGGUAUCAUGUGCUCCGGCCAAGAAAGCAACCUUGAGAAUUGUACCCACAGCGGAAUCGGGAUACAUAACUGCACUCAUGCCAACGAUGCAGGCAUCGUGUGCAAUCCAAAAGUUCGUUUGGCAGACGGUCAAAGCUCCAACGAGGGUCGUGUUGAAGUGUUCUGGAAUGGUGCUUGGGGGACGGUCUGCGAUAAUUACUGGGACAUCAUCAACGCCAAUGUCGUCUGUCGUGAAUUAGGCUACUCCCAAGCAGUUCAGGCCCUGCGGUAUGCUGCAUUCGGCCAAGGGGACGAAUUUGACAUACUACUCGACAAUGUUCAGUGCAGUGGUGACGAAGAUACAAUAUUUGAUUGUCCUCACAACGGCUUGGGUCUCCACGACUGUCGACAUUAUGAGGAUGCUGGGGUCCGAUGUGAACCGUGCGACAGCGACCCGUGUAAUAAUGGAGGAACUUGCACCAGUACGCUAUUGGGAAACAUAACUUGCCUCUGUCCCGAGGGAUACAGCGGACGCACGUGCGAUUAUGCUGAACUUCGUCUCAUCGGAGGCAGAACCCCUAACGAAGGCCGGAUCGAGAUCUUCCUCAACGGUACAUGGGGCACACUCUGUGAUAGCUCUUGGGGACAGGAAGAAGCACGGGUGGCCUGUCGACAGUUGGGAUUUCCUGGUGUCGUUGAAGCGACAACGAGCCAGUCUUACGGGAAUGGGAGCGGGCCGAUUCACCUGGACAAUAUUGUGUGCAGUAGUACAGACAACAGCCUAGAGAGCUGUCAGCACAGCGGGGUCGGGGUCCAUGCUUGUAAUCAUACAAUGGAUGUUGCCGUUGUUUGUUCUCCAGCAGUUCGUUUGGUCGAUGGUUCCAGCUCCAUCGAAGGCCGUGUGGAAGUGUUUUAUGAUGGGGCGUGGCGAACCGUCUGCGACAAUGGUUGGGACACCAGCGAUGCUACUGUCGUCUGCCGAGAACUGGGUUUCGGCGAAGCAACAUUCGCUUUCUCAGAUGCAUUCUUCGGCUCAAAUUAUGAUCUUGAGAUACUGCCGCAUGAUCUCAUGUGUCAUGGCAAUGAGAAAACGUUGUUUGAUUGCGAGCAUGGCGGGGCUGCAAGUCGUUACUGCAGUCAUUAUGAGGAUGCUGGUGUCCGUUGUGCCAAUAUUCGUCUUGAAGACGGCCACAUCCGUAAUGAGGGUCGUAUUGAGGUCUUCCUCAACGGUGAAUGGGGUACGGUGUGUGAGGACUCCUGGGGACUACCUGAUGCCCAGGUGGCUUGCAGGCAGCUCGGCUUCCCUGAUGCCAUCGAGGCGACCCAAGGCGGUGCUUUUCCAAGUGGAAUGGGACCAAUUCACUUGGCCGGCCUUAUGUGCACCAGUGCUGAAUCGAGUCUAGACAGAUGUCCGCAAGGCGGUAUGGGAGUCGGAAACUGCACUCACUUUCAGGAUGCUGGAGUCAUCUGCUCCACUGCAGUGCGUUUGGUUGGCGGGUCCAGCUCUAACGAGGGAAGAGUGGAGAUAUUUUGGGACGGCAUCUGGGGAAACAUAUGUGGUGAUUAUGUUUGGAGUAUCAUUGAAGCCGAAGUUAUUUGCAAAGAAUUGGGCUUUUCGAGAGCCGUGCGGGCUCUGUCCUUUGGACAAAGCUUCGGCCUUGUCACUCUGCUGUCAUAUGUAAGGUGUACGGGAAACGAAGAGACGAUUUUCGCUUGCAGACAUAGUGACCCGGGAUUCGACUUCUGCAGCAUUUUCGGUGACGGGUAUGCAGGAGUACGGUGUGAACCCUGUGACAGCAGACCAUGCAUGAACGGAGGAACCUGCAGGAGCUCCAGUGCUAAUUUCACCUGUAACUGCCCCGCAGGUUUCACUGGCCAAACGUGUGCCUAUGCUGAACUUCGCCUUGUAGGCGGAAGCCACCAUUACGAAGGCCGACUGGAGAUCUCUUUUAACGGCACGUGGGGUACAGUGUGUGGGGACCUCUGGGGAUUGGAAGACGCCCAAGUAGCAUGCCGACAGCUCGGUUUCCCUGGUGUAAUACGAGCUUCGCAAGGUGGAUCAUUCGGAAGUGGAACAGGGCCGAUUUAUCUCGACGAUCUCAUCUGUAAUGGACGCGAGAUCAACCUAGAGAGUUGUGGACAUGCCGGCAUUGGAAUCCACAACUGCAACCAUACCAACGACGCCGGCGUCACAUGCCAGCCCGCAGUCCGUUUGGUAAAUGGUGCUACCCUAAAUGAGGGGCGUGUAGAGGUCUACGCUGGUGGUGAAUGGGGAACCAUCUGUGAUGACCGUUGGGACUUGACGAAUGCCGCCGUCGUCUGCCGGGAAUUGGGUUUAGGUGACGCACUGAAGGCUCUGUCUAGGGCUGUCUUUGGGUACGGUAAUGGGAUGCCGAUACUGCUGGAUAACGUUGCUUGCACCGGGCAGGAAGACACGGUUCUCGAUUGCCGACAUGCGGGAAUCGGGAGUCACAAUUGCGGGCAUGCUGAAGAUGCAGGAGUUCGAUGUGGACGAAUUCGUCUUGCUGACGGCAACAUUGAAAACGCAGGCCGCGUAGAGGUCUUCGUCAACAGUGAAUGGGGUACGGUGUGUGACGACUCUUGGGGGCUGCAGGACGCACAGGUGGCUUGCAGGCAGCUCGGCUUCCCUGGUGCCAUCGAGGCGACCCAAGGAGGAUCAUUUGGAAGUGGCUCUGAUCCGAUACACCUUGUUGAUGUUGCUUGCACUGGUUCUGAAAAUAACCUGGAGAGUUGUCCACAUGGUGGUAUCGGGGUUAAUAAUUGCACUCAUAGCGAGGAUGCAGGCAUCACGUGUGAACCUCGAGUUCGUUUGGUCGACGGUUCAAGUUCCAACGAAGGUCGUGUGGAAGUUUUUGUGAAUGGUUCCUGGGGAACCAUUUGUGACGAUAGCUGGGGUCUGAAUGAUGCUAGGGUCAUCUGCCACCAGCUGGGCUACUCUAGCGCACUACGGGCUCUAACAAGCGGUUACUUUGGAGGGAACUAUGGACUCGACAUACUGCUGGAUAAUGUUGCAUGCACUGGUAUCGAAGAGACCGUGUUGGACUGUCGGCACAAUGGACUGGGAAACCACAAUUGUAGACAUUAUGAAGAUGCUGGUGUCCGAUGUGAGCCCUGUGACAGCAGACCCUGUAUGAACGGUGGAACUUGUUCCAGUUACCCUGCUGGCUUUACUUGCAGAUGUGCAUCAGGUUAUAGUGGACCAACCUGUGAAUAUGCGGAACUUCGCCUCGUCAACGGCAGUGCGCGUAAUGAAGGUCGGCUUGAGAUAUCCUUCAAUGGCACGUGGGGCACGGUGUGUGGUGACCUCUGGGGCCUAGAAGACGCUCAAGUCGCUUGCCGACAGCUUGGUUUCCCUGCUGUGGUGCAGGCUGCAGCAGGAGGGUCUUUUGGAAGCGGCACUGGGCCAAUUUACCUGGAUGAUCUCAUGUGCAACGGUCAGGAAAGCAAUCUGGAAAGUUGUCCGCACAGCGGGAUCGGCGUCCAUAAUUGUAAUCAUGCAAAUGAUGCUGCCCUCGUAUGUGAUCCAGCAGUCCGCCUUGUUGGAGGUUCAACUACUAAUGAAGGACGUGUGGAGGUCUACUCUGGUGGUGCUUGGGGAACUAUCUGCGAUGAUGGCUGGGACCUGCGUGACGCGGCUGUCAUCUGUCGUGAGUUAGGUCUCGGCGGAGCGGUAGGAGCUUUGACGCAGGCUGUCUUUGGUCAGGGCUCUGGUCUGGACAUACUGCUGGAUAAUGUCGCUUGCAGUGGUGACGAGGAGACGGUGUUUGACUGCCGGCACAGAGGCUUGGGGGUUCACUCUUGUUAUCAUUUUGAGGAUGCCGGAGUCCGAUGUGGUAAAGCUCGGCUUGUUGGCGGAGACACCCAUAACGAAGGCCGGUUGGAGGUCUUCCUGAACGGUGAAUGGGGUACGGUGUGUGAAGACUCCUGGGGACUAGAUGAUGCACUGGUGGCUUGCAGGCAGCUCGGCUUCCCUGGUGCCAUCGAGGCGACCCAAGGAGGAUCAUUUGGAAGUGGCUCUGGUCCGAUACACCUCGAUGAUGUUGCUUGCACUGGUACUGAAAAUAACCUGGAGAGUUGUCCACACGGUGGUAUCGGGGUUCAUAACUGCACACAUAAUCAGGAUGCAGGCAUCACGUGUAGCCCAUCAGUUCGUUUGGUGGACGGUGAAAGUUCCAACGAAGGUCGUGUGGAGGUUUUCGUGACUGGUUCCUGGGGAACCGUUUGUGACGAUAGCUGGGGUCUGAACGAUGCUAGGGUCAUCUGCCGCCAGCUGGGCUACUCUAGCGCACUACAGUCCUUUGCAAGUGCUUACUUUGGAGGGAACUAUGGACUCAGCAUACUGCUGGAUAAUGUUGCAUGCACUGGUAACGAAGAGACCGUGUUGGACUGUCGGCACAAUGGAUUUGGAAACCACAAUUGUAGACAUAGUGAAGACGCUGGUGUUCGAUGUGAGCCCUGUGACAGCGGGCCUUGUAGGAAUGGUGGCACUUGCUCUAGUUCCAGUACCGGUUUUACGUGCAGCUGCCCUUCAGGAUACGGUGGACCCACCUGUGCAUUUGCGGAACUUCGCCUCGUCAACGGCAGCACGCGUAAUGAAGGUCGGCUUGAGAUGUCCUUCAACGGCACGUGGGGCACGGUGUGUGGUGACCUCUGGGGGCUAGAAGACGCUCGAGUCGCUUGCCGACAGCUCGGUUUCCCUGCUGUGGUGCAGGCUGCAGCAGGAGGGUCUUUUGGAAGCGGCACUGGGCCAAUUUACCUGGAUGAUCUCAUGUGCAACGGCCAGGAAAGCAAUCUGGAAAGUUGUACGCACAGCGGGAUCGGAGUUCAUAAUUGCAAUCACACAAAUGACGCUGGUAUCAUCUGUUCACCACGAGUUCGUCUGGUAGAUGGUUCGAACACAAAAGAAGGACGUGUGGAGGUGUACUCCAACGGUUGGGGGACCGUAUGCGAUGAUGGCUGGGGCCUGAAUGACGCUGCUGUUAUCUGCCGGGAGCUUGGCUUUGGAGAAGCAGUACAGGCUUUGUCAAAUGCUGCUUUUGGCAGGGGCGAUGGUCUACCGAUACUACUUGCUAGUCUGUCCUGUACCGGUAACGAAGAGACGGUGUUUGAUUGUCCGCACCUUGGAAUCGGGGUUCACUAUUGUGGGCACUAUGAGGACGCUGGAGUCCGAUGUGAAAAUAUCCGUGUUGUUGGUGGCAACGUCUAUAGCGAGGGUCGCCUAGAAAUCUUCAUCGAUGGUGAAUGGGGUACGGUGUGUGCCGACUCCUGGGGACUAGAGGACGCCCAGGUGGCUUGCAGGCAGCUCGGCUUCCCUGGUGCUAGUGAGGUUACCCUAGGAGGGUCCUUUGGAAGUGGCAGCGGGCCGAUACAUUUUGACGACCUCGCUUGUACUGGUUCUGAAACAGACCUUGGAAGUUGCCAGCACGCCGGGAUCGGUAUCCAUAAUUGUUCUCACGACCAAGAUGCAGGCGUCAAGUGCACUCCUAGAGUUCGUUUGGUUGACGGUGCGAGCUCCAAUGAAGGUCGUGUGGAGGUGUUCUGGAACGGUGCAUGGGGAACAGUCUGCAACGAUUACUGGGGAAUAAAUGACGCUACGGUCAUCUGCCGUGAAUUGGGCUUCUCAACAGCAAGACGCGCCGUAACAGACGGUUCCUUCGGAGGGAACUAUGGGCUGAGCAUAUUUCUGGAUAAUGUUCAAUGUACUGGUAACGAAGAGACCGUGUUUAACUGCCAGCACAACGGGCUUGGGAACCACAAUUGUCGUCAUUACGAGGAUGCCGGUGUCCGAUGCGAGCCAUGUGACAGUAGACCAUGCAUGAACGGAGGAACAUGCAACAGUACAUCUUCUGGAUCUUACACCUGUCUCUGUCCAGUGGGUUUCAGCGGAAUAAACUGCGAUUCUGCCGCACUUCGCCUCGUCAACGGCAGCACGCGUUACGAAGGUCGGCUUGAGAUAUCCUUCAACGGCACAUGGGGCACAGUUUGUGGCGACCUCUGGAGCCUAGAAGACGCUCGAGUCGCUUGCCGACAGCUCGGUUUCCCUGAUGCCACAGAGGCUGCUAGAGGAGGGUCUUUUGGAAGCGGCACUGGGCCGAUUUACCUGGAUGAUCUCAUGUGCAGCGGUGUAGAAAACGAUCUGGAAAGUUGUCCGCACAGCGGGAUCGGCGUCCAUAAUUGCAAUCAUGCAAAUGAUGCUGGUAUCAUCUGUGUUCCAUCAGUCCGCCUAGUAGGAGGUUCCACGACCACUGAGGGACGUGUGGAGGUCUACUCUGGUGGUGCUUGGGGAACUAUCUGCGAUGAUGGCUGGGACCUGCGUGACGCUGCUGUAGUCUGUCGUGAGUUAGGUCUCGGCGGAGCGGUAGGAGCUCUGACGAGGGCUUACUUUGGUCAGGGCUCUGGUCUGGAGAUACUGUUGGAUAAUGUCGCUUGUGUUGGUGACGAGGAGACGGUCUUUGACUGCCAGCAUAGAGGGUUGGGCAUCCACUCUUGUUCUCACUACGAGGAUGCUGGAGUCCGAUGUGCUGAACUUCGUCUCGUUGGAGGUAACACUCGUUAUGAAGGCCGGCUUCAAAUCUUCCUGAACGGGGAAUGGGGAACGAUUUGUGGCAACUCCUGGGGACUUGUGGAAGCUGGGGUAGCUUGCCGGCAGCUAGGCUUCCCUGGUGCCCUUGAAGCUACCCGUGGCCACGGAUUUGGAAAUGCAACUGGGCCGAUUCAUCUCCAGAAUGUUACCUGCACUGGUUCUGAAAACGAGCUGAAUGGUUGUCAGUAUAGCUGGACUGGGGUCAAUACUUGCACCAACCACAGUGAAGAUGCAGGCAUCAUUUGUACUCCAGUUGUUCGCUUGGUUGACGGUUCGUACCCCCACGAAGGUCGUGUAGAAGUGUUCUUGAAUGGUGCCUGGGGAACAGUUUGUGAUGACUACUGGGGAACCAAUGAUGCCAAUGUCGUCUGUCGUGAACUAGGCUACUCCCGAGCACUUCAGGCAUUACGAAAUGCUUUUUUCGGCGGAGGGACCGGACUGAUACUUCUAGACAAUGUUGGCUGUACUGGUUACGAAGAGACGAUAUUGGAUUGCUCUCACGGAGGUGUGGGAGUCCACAAUUGCGGACAUUACGAGGAUGCCGGGGUCAGAUGUGAACCUUGUGGCAACAAUCCAUGCAGGAACGGUGGAAAUUGCACAAGUACGAGCAGCGGUUUUACUUGUCAGUGCUCCGAAGGGUAUACUGGAACAACAUGUAACAUUGCUGAUGCGCGUCUCGCCGAUGGCAGAACCUAUAACGAGGGCCGGCUGGAGAUCUUCCUCAACGGUGAAUGGGGUACGGUGUGUGACGACUCCUGGGGACUAGAUGAUGCACAGGUGGCUUGCAGGCAGCUGGGCUUCCCUAAUGCUUCCAUGGCAACCCGGGGUGGCACCUACGGGAGCGGAAUGGGACCGAUUCAUCUCAGAAAUGUUACAUGCACUGGACUCGAGGACAGCGUGGAGAGUUGUCCGUAUAGUAGAGACGAAAUGCAUCGGUGUAAUCACACCCAGGAUGUGGGUAUCGUGUGUUCGCCCUCAGUUCGUUUGAGAGAUGGACUGACGUCCGCAGAAGGGCUUGUUGAGGUGUUCAUUGAUGGGGGGUGGUUGUCCAUCUGCAGCCCUGCCUUCCUACCAGGCACAGGAUGGGAUUUGUCUGCUGCUAAUGUCGUCUGUCGGCAACUUGGCUUCGCCGGCGCAUUACACACUCUGACUAUGGAUGGUGGUUAUUUUUUUGACGUGUCACUGAGCCGUUUGCACUGUGAGGGAGACGAACGAUCUAUCUUUGAUUGCGACUUCUCAGUUGAGUCUUCAUUCUGCUACCCCGAGGAAAUUGCAGGUGUCCGAUGCAUUGUUGGUUGUCAGUUAGAGGCUCCUGAGCCAUCUAGUGUUGUCAUGAUCGCAUCAUCCAACAUGACGGCUUAUUCUCCUGGUGACUCGGUGAACUAUUUCUGCCCCGAUGGAUACCUGCUCAGCGGAUCCGCUACGCGGAUAUGCCAGUCAAACCUGACCUGGUCUGGCCAACCAGCUGAUUGCAUUCAGGAUCCCUGUGGCAGUGGACCUUGUGGAAAUAGGGGAACUUGCACCAGUAUGCCGAGUGGCUUCACGUGCCUAUGCCCUGAUGGCUACGAAGGACCAACUUGUGCAGAGGUUGCCCAUUGCUUGCUGAACAUAUCCGAUAUCCUCAUAGUGGUAUCAGGCCAGCAGGCUAUGUAUCUUCCCGGUGACUGGGUUCAGUUUGCCUGCCCGGACGGAUACCAUCUCCUUGGGUCUGAUAGGCGGGUUUGUCAGUCCGACUCCACGUGGUCCGGUCUACCAACUGAAUGCAGCGAAGACCAUUGUACUAACGAACCAUGUGUGAACGGAGGAACUUGCACCCGCACACCAAGCGGCUUCAGUUGCCUUUGCACUGUUGGUUUCAUUGGAUCAAAUUGUGAUGUUGAUGUUUGUGCCAGCGGACCGUGCUUGAAUGGGGGAACUUGCGUCGGCGUUACUGAGGGGUAUACUUGCCAAUGUCCUGCUGGGUACGAUGGGUCUGCAUGUGAAAACGUUACACAUUGUGUGGUAAGCCUUGACCCAUCCGAUGUCCUCAUGGUGAUAUCCCAAGAGCAGUCUGUAUAUCUCCCCGGUGACCUAGUUGAGUAUUCCUGCCCGGACGGAUAUCAUCUGGACGGAUCAGCCAUCAGGAUUUGUCGGUCUGAUUUGACUUGGUCUGGGCGGCCAGCUCAGUGCGUUGAAGAGAAUUGUGGUAGUUUGCCUUGUCUUAACGGGGGCUCUUGUAUGAGUUCACCCGACGGGUUCACCUGCAACUGUUCAUAUGGCUACGAGGGUCGUACCUGUGCAACUGUCGCACAGUGCUUACUUCGUCAUAAUUCAUCCGACGUCCUCAUGCUGCUAUCGGGUCAGCAGGAUGUAUACACUCCUGGUGACUCAGUUCAGUAUGCCUGCCCCGUCGGAUAUCAUCUGGACGGAUCAGCCAUCAGGUUUUGUCAGUCUGAUUUCAUGUGGUCUGGGCGGCCAGCUCAAUGCAUUGAAGAGAAUUGCGAUAGCGGACCAUGUCUGGUCGGGGGAACAUGCAUCAGUUCAACUGACGGGUUCACGUGCCAAUGUCCAGAUGGCUACGAGGGUCGUACCUGUGGAAAUGUUGUCCACUGCGUGGUAAGCCUUGAUCCAUCUGGUGUCCUCGUGGUGGUAUCAGACCAGCAGGAUAUAUACCUUCCUGGUGAACUGGUUCAGUUUGAUUGUCCAGAUGGGUAUUACCUGAGAGGGUCCGCCAACAGGAUUUGCCAGACAGACUUCACUUGGUCGGGAAAGCCAGCUGAGUGCAUUGCAGAUCCAUGUAACAGUUCACCGUGUUCAAACGGAGGAAACUGCACCAGUAACCUCGGCGAGCUCACCUGCCGGUGCCCGGUCGGCUUCGGGGGAUCAACAUGUGCAGACGAAACUGGGUGCGCGCCUCCUUCUGUAUCAAGCAAUAUGACGUUGGGUGAGACCCACCCCUGGUUUAAAUACGGGGAUGAGGUCACCCUCACCUGCGACAAGGGAUACGAGAUCGAAGGAUCAAAGGAUCAGGCCGUUAAGAGUGUCUGCCGCUCCAAUGGGACUUGGUCCGGUCAACCAGUGAAAUGCAUUCCAGCGGAGUCUACAAAAGGUCCAAAUGCUGGGAUCAGUGCGCCUACUAUCGGUGGAGUUGUUGGCGGCAUCAUUCUGCUCAUUCUCCUCGUCUUGAUUGCAGCCGUCCUCAUCAAGAAAUGGAGAGGUCAUCAAUCAGGCUCUCCGGUUUUUCUGGGACUCCAAGGCGAUGAUGUGAGUCUGUCUACAUACAGCAAUCCCAUGUUCACCAAAUCUGCCGAGUAAUUUACUCGGGUCUUUGUUACUACGCCAAUAAUAUGAUGUAUAUCAGUCAUAUCUGACAAUACUCAGUUAUGAGAUAUUAUUUGUUGUAUAAUUUCGUAUAUGCAUUGGGGUUUUUUGUAUUCAAGGUACUUGGAUUCCGUAAUAAAACUUUCAAUUCAAUUCAUUUCAUUUCAAUAUCACAUUUGUUUCCAUACUUAAACUUCUGUAUUCAAAAAGAAAAUACAACAGCAUAUACAAUCUUAGACAAUUAAUAGGAGUGAAAUACAUUACAAGAAGUGUAAAAUCAUAUGAAGUCAACAAACGUACGUAAGCUAAGCAUAAAAUAACGUGGUAAGCAACAAAGUGAUAUGCAGUAAUUAAUGAACAGCUUAUGUAUUAAGCAGAAAAUCCAUAAUUUACUCACACUAUAUGUGCAUUAAGAAUUUUUAAGUACUUGUCAUGUGGGAAAAUAAUUUUAAGGUGAUAAAAUUACCAUAGUUGUGUACACAGGUAAUAUAUAUUUUACAGUAAAAGAGUGCGCUUUUUAUUCAUUAAAAUCUGUCAACAGACUUAUUACACUUUGGACAUAUGUUGUGAGUAAGGAACGGUUAACCUCAAAUUGAAGCUAACCGUCGAAAGGGAACGCUAUAUCUAUGUCUUGAGUGUUAUCCGAGAGUGUUCGCAUGAUUAUUCGAUUUGUAUUGUGAUUAACUUUAGUUGGUGUUUAAUAUGUACAUGUAUAAUCAAGAUGGUGAUCACAGGAGUAAGUAAGUAACUGCCGUAACGGUUAAAUUACCUUACAACAAAGGUUCAAAUGACGACACAACAUAGCUUUUGGUAAACCUUAUACAUACUUGAAAUGUAACCUAAAGAAAUCCACGGUGAUUUCAUUCAAAUCAAAAUCACAGUAUGGUAUAGCGAUGUCAUCAAUCUGAAAAAGCUUAACAUAGAUAAUUAUGUUUUAAUGCGACACCUAAAAAAUACAACGAUAUGUUGCAUUACUCUCUAAAUUCCAAAGAGUGAAAUUAGAAACUAAUUUAAUAAUAAUAAUUAUAUUCUUAUAUAGCGCCAAAUCCUUCAAAUUGACGUUCAAGGCGCUUUACAAUCAUUAACAAAAACCAAACAAAAAACAAAAAAACUAUUUCAAUCUUUCUUUCGAUUGAAAUAGUCUGAAAAAAAGAACUACUUCAGUCGAAGCUGGAGUGAAAACUCGAUCUUUACGAUUGGAAGAAAUGUCACUCUAAAACGUCUAGUCCCUAGUUUCCGACUGUGGUAGUGAAUCUUCACUGGAAUAGAGUGAAUUUUCACUCUGGAAUUUAGAGAGUAGAGUGACCGCAAGCAAGUUUUCACCCAGCUUGGCAUAGACGAAUCCGGGCACACGAUCACCCUUACUGGAAUGUGUAUCCUUGUGGAGUCAUUUCUUUGUUCUCGUGUACUAAUAUUUUAGAGUUUGAAAAUGUAGUUUCAAAAUGCUCCUAUUUUAAUCAGAAUUAAUUUCCUGGGCUGAAAGUCGGACUUAAUAUCCUUUACAUAAAAUACUUUAAUUGCGACAGAUCAACACACCUGGGAAAUUCCUAGUUUUGAGUAAAAUCCAUUUUCUAUUUCGCGAUAACCUUAUGGAGACGAAAUUGCUCUGUGGAGGCGUAUACAAUCUUUCGUUUCCUAUUAUACACGUCUCCAUAGUGAAUUACGAAACACUAUACAUGUACUCACAAGGCCCCCUUCAAUGAAGAGAUCAAUUGAGCACCACGCUGUUGCACCACGCUGCCACGUGAAGGAUUAUCUGAACAGUAGUAAGCACAAUGCUUUCGCCAUUGAAGAUUGCCUUCGUGAUAGAAAUGACAGCUCGCCUGGAUCGGUCUAUAUACUAAUGGAGAUCAAUGGUCUAUCCUUUGCACACCGACACGGGGCAGGUUCGAGUGCUCGAACUAUCCUUCACGUAAACAUUUGGUUUGGUAUUAUAAUUAUGUGUGCACUUUUUUUUUGUAACUACAUGUAAUGUAGGCCUAAACUAUUGGUUCCGUACAUGGACUUGCAGAGUAUAUGAUGAUUAGUUGAUAUCAAGAUAAGGACAAUGUAAAAGAACAUAUAGGCCUACAAAGCGCGUUUUUUUUCCUUGUUAUACAGCCAACGAUGUUCCUCCUCGUCGCUGUCGAAUGACUGAAUAUCAAGGACGCUAAAGCUUAAAACCUCGCACCUCGUCGUCGUAGAUCAUAAUGUAGGUUUACAGAUGAUUUUAUGCUGUAAUAUGAUUUUAAAUACUUCUUAUUAUGAAAUGGUGAAGGUUGGACAAAAGAGUCAUAUUAAGGUUUGGCAUGGAAUUUCAUCGGAUGACACGUAAGACAACUGCAAAUGUGUCAUUUUACUCAGUCACUAAUGUUGCUUACUCAGAAUGAGUAUUAAAUGAUUAUUUGCAUUCAA
Patiria miniata (bat star) is the source of this 14827-nucleotide messenger RNA. RefSeq lists its product as uncharacterized. The record is from RefSeq and is a predicted model, not a curated record. Gene Ontology annotation, molecular function: calcium ion binding. Gene Ontology annotation, cellular component: membrane. The transcript is spliced from 55 exons. Bases 167 to 12427 code for a protein of 4086 amino acids. Lineage: Eukaryota; Metazoa; Echinodermata; Asteroidea; Valvatida; Asterinidae.